GCUUUAAGGAGCUGGCGUUCGUCUCCUUUUUUUUUUUUGCUUCAUACAUAAAAAUAGCAGAGCGUGAUCGCUAUUCUAAUGCAGGGGCACCGCAAACUGACCGACCCCGGAACGUGUUCUUCGCUGUGGUCUAGUCUUCGUCCGGGAUUUUUAAGUUCUUGUAACUUUUUCUUUUGGCUGCAAGAAUUCGUUCAGCAUGAAACACAUGACUAAACAGCAUGGGAAAUAAAUAAUAGAUAUAUAAUGGCGGACUGAUGAUCAAAAAUGCACAUAUUUUAAGCUUAUUAAAAACAUAGUAACGGUGUCUAUCAGACCGCAUCGAGUUACAGAAGACGAACCCGGUUGCCUGUAUUGGUUAUGUGUAAUACAAACAUAUAUAUUAUUAAGUGACCCUUUGGAGCUGAGACGCGGUAGGCUGAUUGUAAAUGGUCAUUGGUGAUAUCGCUUCAGAGACGGAGGUUGUAAUCGACUUUAUCUAAGGAAUUUUCACCCUGUGCUGUAGCGGUUUAUUUCGCUUGGUUAAGAAGUAACCAUACCGGAAUUAUUAUCCUUUUUUUUGGUCUGGAUUAAUAUUAUUCGUUUUAAAAGCACACAUUAUUAAGAAUUUGGAAAUGGGAACCCAGGGACCUGGACGAAAAAGGAUUCCUAACAGAGAGAGAUUGACGGCCGAAGACGAUACCUUAAAUGUAAUUGCAAGAGAGGCGGAAUCCCGUUUGGCUGCGAAGCGAGCUGCACGGGCGGAGGCACGGGAGAUCAGAAUGAAGGAGCUGGAAAGACAGCAGAAAGAGAUCUACCAGGUUCAGAAGAAAUAUUACGGUCUGGACAACAAGUGGGGCGAUAUCGAGCAGUGGAUGGAAGACAGUGAGAGGUACUCCCGCCGGGCACGGAGAAACACCUCGAUGUCCGAUGACGAUGAACGAACAUCCGUGGGCAGCCGUGGCAGCCUGAGGGCUGGCUCACCCAAGGACAAGCCCAAGAAGAAGAAGAAGAGUUCUAAAGCCAGCUCAAGGCACAGUGAUGAGAGUAGGAGAUCACAGUCAUCCAGACAGGAGCAGCUGCCGGGGAAUCACUACUCCUCGGACCUGUACAGUAACAGCGGCCUCUCCUCCUUCUCCAGUUCCCAGUCUUCAGCUCAAAACGGAACGCGGCCUUCCAUGCUUUGUGGCGAUGCCCUUCCGCCUCGGAACCUCAGGGGCUCCCUGUAUGAGGAGAGUGUGCACAGCGGGACGCGCCGCUUUAGUGCCCCUAGCUCUCGAGCUCCCUUGGAGUACAGUGGUUUCCCAGGCUCCAGCUCCCGUGCUUCCUCCCGGGCAAGCUCGGCCCGCGCCAGCCCCGUGUUGCUGGAGGAUUCCAGCUCCAUAGCAGGAUUCCUGCGCAGCUCGGCUCACAGCAGCAGCAGCAGUGUGCGGAGUGACCUGGAUGACGUCACCAUUCCUGACUUCCCAGACGUUGAAGAAAGACCGGAGAGGGACUUUGCCGAGAAGGGAUCCCGCAGCACUUCCACCCUAUCGGCUGCUACUCUUGCCUCGUUGGGUGGGUCUUCCUCCCGGAGAGGAAGUGGAGACACCUCGAUCUCAGCCGAUACAGAAGCCUCGAUCCGAGAGAUUAAGGAUAUUCAUGAGCUAAAGGACCAGAUUCAGGAUGUGGAGAGCAGAUACAUGCAGGGGCUCAAAGAAAUGAAGGACUCCCUGGCCGAGGUCGAGGAGAAGUACAGGAAGGCCAUGGUGUCCAACGCCCAGCUGGACAACGAGAAGUCCAACUUCAUGUUCCAGGUGGACACCAUGAAGGACUCUCUGAUGGAGCUGGAGGAGCAGCUGGCCGAGACGAGGAGAGAGUUAGACGAGAAGGUCAAGGAACAUGAAAGAGAACGACAUGCCCACUCUGUGUUGCAAUUCCAGUUUAACGAGAUGAAAGAAAACCUUAGACAAAGUGAAGAAUUGUUAGCUGAAAUACGGCAGCUGAAACUGAAGCAGGAGAGCUCUGUUAGAGAGGUUUCAGACUUGCAGGAAACCAUCGAAUGGAAGGAUAAAAAGAUAGGGGCGUUAGAGAGGCAGAAGGAAUAUUUUGAUGUGAUCCGGACUGAGCGUGAUGAGCUCAGAGAUGAGAUUGUCCUGCUCAAGGAUGUAAUAAAGAAACAUGGGAUAGUUCUAGGCGCAGAGCUGACAAGCAAUGGAGAAGUGGGCGACACAGUUCUUGACAGCACAGUCCAGACUGACUCUGUGAAGAGGUCAGUGCAGGACUCCACUCCGGUUCUGCAGAUUCCUGAGGACGGGUUAAUCGGCAAAGCCACGGCGGUGGAGAUGAAAAUUUCGCUUUUGGUGGAUGUUGGAAAUAAAGAGAUCUUGCAGAGUGCUGGGGACAAGGCUGAAAAGCAGGAGAGCUUGGAUGACGAUGCUGAGACACAGGAAGGGCAUGUCGGUGAAAAGGCACAAGAGAAUUUGGCUGAAAAUGAACAGUUGGCGUCGGUGCCUGGUGACGACACACUUAAUGACCCAUCAGAUUUUCAGCAAUGGGAACAGAAUGACAUUGCCAGUCAGACCUCUAGCUAUUUGCUUGAGACCGCAGAGAUUGACAGUACCUUAAGCAGUAAUGCAGUUGCUCAGAGCUCAGUUGAUGACAUAAAUCAAAAUGACAUUCACGAACACAGUCCAGUUCUUGAGCUGACAUACAGUGUAGAUGAUGGAAGUGUAGAGGCCGACAGUCUUAUAGCAGAAGGAGAGAUCAUGAGUGAGAGGGAAACGGAAGCGAUUAACAGGGAGGGUGAAGGAGGCAAGGAAGUGGUGCAGGUAAUCAUAACAGGACCCGAUGAUGAGAAGGAAGGUGAGACUGAGCAAGACCUUUCUGAUAAAGAAGCUGAAACUACUGAAAAGGGUAAUAGUGAUGGUCAACAAAGUGUUCAGAGUGCAGAGGAGAUGAGAAUAGAGGGUGGUGAGACUAAAACCCAAGAAGAAAGCUUAGACAGUAAUAAGGAAGAGUCUGUAACAGGGAGUGCUGUCACUGACAAAGUUUCAGAGCAUGAACUUUCUCAGGAUCCUACAGAAAAAGUUGAUCAAGCUUAUAGUACUGGUGAGGAAAAAGUUCAUAAAGCCGAGGAUACCAAUAUCGAAGGCAAAGAAACACAAGAGGAGGGUGAUGUAAAGCAAUUUACAGAAGAAGCAGAGGUUGAAGGUUCGGUAAAAGAUGACGUUUUGGGUGAAGGGAAUGCGGAAAAAGUUGAACAUGAAAUUGCUCAGAGUCCUCCAGGAAAAAAUGAUGAGGUUAAUUGUACUGGUGAGGAAAGAGUUCAGACUGCUGUGGAUACCAAUAUAGAAUGCAAAGAAACACGAGAGGAAAACCUAGACAGCUCAAAUCUUGAGGGAAGUACAGCAAGAGAGGGUGAUGUAAAACAAGGAGCAGAAAAAGUAGAGGUCGAAGGGUUGGUAAAAGGUGAAGUUUUGGGUGAAGGGGAUGCGAUUCAUGAGCAGGGAGCAAUAGAUGAAUUGGAAGAAAAGGAGCCAGGGGCAAGUACAGGAAAGGAUGAGCAUGAAAUUGCUCCUGGUCCUACAGAAAAAGUUGAUGAGGCUAAUUGUACUGGUGAGGGAAGAGUGCAGACUGCCGAGGAUACUGAUGUUGAAGGCAAAGAAACACAAGAGGAAAGCAUAGACAGCACAAAUGUGAAAGAAGAAACAGAAAAAGUAGAGUUUGAAGGUUUGGCAGUGGACAAAGUUUUGGAUGAAGAGAAGAUGAUUCCUGAGCAGGGAGAAUUAGAUAAAUUAAUGGGGAACAAGGAGCCAGGGGCAAGUACAGGAUCUGAGGAAAAGGUUGAACAUGAAAUUGCUCAAGGUCCUACAGAAAAAGUUGAAGAAAAAAUUAAUCAUGCUGGUGAGGACAGAGUUAAGAGUGCUGAGGAUAGCAACACAAAAGGAACACAAGAUGAAAACAAAGACAGCACAGAUAUUAUGGAAAUGACUGUGACAGAGAGUGAUGUAAAACAGGUAACAGAAAAAGUAGGGGAUGAAAGUUUUGUUCAGUUAAUGAAGACAGGCAUUGCGAGUGAGUGCCAGGAGGAGUUGGAUAGUGAUGUAGUGAAGAGCAAAGACGCAAGUUCAUGUGAGGCUCAGAAGGAGCAUGAGGAACGGGAAGGGGUUACCAUGGAAACCAAAGCAGAACAGAUAGAGGAAGUGACCAGGGAAUAUGUGACACCUUCCUUAGAACAUGGGCAGAAAUCCGAGGAGAUUGAGGGUAGUGGCAAGGCCCCACAAAGUAUUGCGAUUGGAGAACCAGAGACUUUAUCCAAUGACAGCACAGUCAUGGAGGAGGUGACUGUUGGUUCAGACGUCCAGGCUGGCAAUGAGAAACAAGAAUAUGUUUCUUUAGAGACUGAAACAAAGCAGGAAGAAGCGAUCCUAGCAGGAGAUGGAAUGACCCUAACCAUGGUCCACUGUGAGCUGGAUUCAGAGGACACAGGUGUAAGUGAGGAAGCCUUACUACACAGACCUGAGGAUGAACCAGAAGUUAGUUGUGAAAGUGACACAACCAACAACAAUGUAGAAGGAGUGACUAAUGAGAAUGACAGUAAAGAAAAGCAUGUAGGAGAUGUGACCACUUCAUGUGUUGUAGAAGUAGACCAAGGAGAAGUCUCAAUACCUCUGGAAGAUAAGGGUGAAGAUAUUGAGGAAGCCAAGAAUAAGAUAGGCAACAGCAGCCAAAAGGAUGAAGGAGAAGGACUUAAACAAGACGACUUGAAGAAGGAAGAUUUUGAAAAGAAAGUGCAGAGUCAGAAAACUGAAGACCAAAACGAAGAAGAUAAACUUGAAGAUGAAACCAAUUUAAAAAGUCAGACUACAGAAGAACAGAGUGUUGAAGGAAUGGCAAAUGUUGAAGCUGUACAGGAAAAUAUCAUGGGUAGGGUCGUAGCUCAAGGGUCUGGAGAUGAUAUAAAAGAGGAACCUUUGUUUAGUGGAGAGGGUCAAAAAGUAAUUUCAGAAGACUGCAUUGAGACCAUUGAAGAAGAAAAGAGAACUGUAAACAAGGAAGUGAAGGGAACAGAGAGUCAAAACGUAGAUCCAGCAAUUGUUAAAGAUGUCAUUGAGACUAAGGGAGAAACAGCAGUUCAGUCUGAAAUCUGCGUGGAGAAAGUAGACGUUGAACUUGACCACCAAGACAAUUUAGAUGAAAAAAUACACCCUGAGAACCUUGAAACAGUUGGCACUGUCACAGAGGAUAGUAAACCCAGUGAAAACUCUGAACUGUCACCAGCAGACAAAGUGGCUUCACAAAGUUCUGUAGAAGUGGAGACCCUUAGAGAUGAAAAAAGCAAUCAGGGUCUUGAAUCAACAGUCACAGGGGAAGAUAACAUCAAAUCAGAAUGUAUGUUCCCUGAUGGCAGUGAGCAGGAGAAAACUGAUAUUGAAAAACAGACAGAUGAAACAAUCGUUCAGCAAACUACAGCCGAUAUAAGCGAAGUUGUUAUAUCGGAGGAAAUGGCUACUGCUGAGAAGAAAGCCAAUGCAUUUAAUUUAGAGAAAGAAAGAGAGAGUAAAGACCAGCAACCUCAAUAUGAGUACAAAGAAGAGGCCCAAGAAGUGAAGCAAGAGGUAACUUCAAAAGAAGCGGUAGAAGAAAAGAGUGCGGAAAAAGUAGAGGAGAACAUUCCUGACGACAUCCAAGAAAAAGAGCAAGUACCUGUUAAAGAAGAAAAACAGGAGGAGACACCGCUCACACAACAGGAAGUUCAAGAAGAGGACAAUGAGGAAGAUGAGGAAGGAGAGUCAUUCGACUUUGAUGAUGAAGUGGGACAGGAUUUGGAAGAAUCGGAUCAGAGAGUUUGCCUAGAAGAUCCACUUAAGGAAAAAGAGACACGGCAACAGGGUGCUGAAACAAACAAUAGUAGUCCUGUGACCAAUACUGGUAGUCAAGAUAAAGAACAAAGUAGUGAGAAGGGAGAUGCAGAUCAGCUUAAAUCUCAAGAUUUAGAAAGUGAAAAGACAGGGGGAGAGCAAAACCAAAAGGAAGUGGAGGAGGUUUGUUCUGCUGGUAGUCAGGGAAGUGUGAAGGAGUCGGGAGAGAGAGGGCAGCAGGGUGAGGACGGGACAGAGCAAGGGGACAUAGGGAGGGAGUUCGAGAAGGAGCUGGGAGAGGGUAUAAAAAGGCAAAGUAUGUGUGAAGACAGUGUAGGGGAACCCGUGGGGCAGAAGCCAGAUGGCGUACAGGAUAUGGAGGACAGCAAGUCAGGAAGUACUGAGGAUCCUGGAAAGCAAGAUGCAGCCAAGGGGAGUAAGAAGGGAAAGGGGAAAAAUAAGGAUGAGUGUCAGAUAUCAUGAAAAGUGUUUUAAUCCAGACUACUCCAAGGUGAGACAAAUGAGAGACUAAUUGGAUAGUUGUGUGCCAGAAUAACCCAAUUCUCAAGUAGAAUUUAAAGUGUUUGAUAUAAAACCUACCAUUUUUAAUUUUAAAUAUGGCAUGAGACCAUCCAAUCAUUUUAAUACAAUAAAAUGUAAUUUUGGUCUAAAGUACCUUACAAAUCACAAAAAAGUACCUGCUGAUGUUACAAUUAAGGUUUACUUUUACUUUGAUGUUUACUGUGUUUCAAUAUGAACUUACAUUUCUAUCAAGUAGAAAGCCAUGUAUUAGUUCAGAGGUAAUUACAUUUGAAUUACCAACGCUAAUUAGUGUAUACAGUGUUGCACACAAGAUUGUGAGAUAGUAAUUAACACAAAGUGUCAUGAUUGUUUUAUUAUAGUAUGUGAUCUUGGUUCCAACUUGCCCCUCUGUAGAGUUCUCUUGAAAAUAGUUUGCUAAACUUGUGGCUUUUGAAAAAGUUCACAGUUUAGCAAGAAGUUUGAUUGCUCUACAUUCACCCAGUUACACAGUUACCUUUCUAGUGUGUUAAUAUGCUGUAUGUGGUUAAGAUCCUUACUAUGGAAUCUAAACUGUGGGAUUCAGUGUUAUAAUGAAGAGGGUAGUGCCUUAGUCAGGAUACAGAGAGUUUUUAAUUUCAAGUAAAGGACUGCCCGGACUGUUUCAGAGAUUACCAGUUACUAUGUAAAAGCAUCCUGUAUCAGAAGAAAUGUCCUUGGUAUUUGUGCUUAUUCUACUGUAUAUCAACUAUUUAUUUUCAGAGAAGAUGUAUUCUGGUUAGACUAUAGUCAUACAUAAGAAAAUAAAUUGCAAUUCCAAAAAAGGAGGAUGGUGAUUUUUUUUCUUUCCUUUGCGGUUGUUGACUAGAUACAUUAGCAAAGUACCUUAACUGUUUUAUAAUGGCACUUUAUCAUGUAUUAAGUGAGUUUCGGAUUGGAUAUUGAAAGUAAUAACUGCUGCGCUGGUAUAUUGACACUGUAAACUGCAGUGCUGUAAUAGAGGUCUAUUUGUUUCCAGUGUUAUUAAUGUUACAUUUGACUGAGGUAUUUUUUGCUGUGCAUAAAUACUUCCAUGUAUGCUUUUAUGGUGUUUUUCGGGUGUGUAUUAAAGUGAUUAAAAAAAACAAACCUGUUUAUCAGUAACAUAGUAUCGAUAUAAACGGACAUCAAGUCGCACAAUGGCAAAAUCUAGUGUCAUUUACAGCUCACUUUGAUUUACAUUUUAUUUGUCACUUUCUGUACCUGUGUCUCACCUCCGUUGAAGUCAUUGGAAAGAAUUUUCAGGCAGGUGCAUUAGGAUAUAUCGAGGUCUUUCCAUGGGCUUCCUUCAUGCAACUUCAUUCUGUAAUUGUUUUGUAACGUUUAAGUUUUUCUUUCCCCCCCAAAAAAUUAUGAUGCUUUUGUAUUUUUCAGUGUGUCUUGAUAAGUGUGUAUCUUCCAUGAUUCGUUGUACAUAUAACUGAGCCAAAAAAUGUAUAAGAACUGCUUUCGCCACCUGUUCUUGUCAGCUCACCAUUUAUGUUUAAAGUGCACUAAGAACAUUAAUAGUGGUAGAACUUAAUUUUUGUUAUUGUCUUUUGUACUUCACACACAUACUAGUGCUGGGAGGAAGUAGUUUUUUGUUAUGUUUCUAUAUUUGUUCUACAUUUUAGAUCAUUAUCACUGCUGGAAAACAAUCACUUGCAGUAAGGAGCAAAAUCACUGGUGAAUCAAUCUGGUGAAGUUUUUGCCCUUUUAAUUUUGCCCUUUUAAUUUUGAUUGAGUGUGUUUUAAAGUUAUGGUAUUGUUAACAAAAGAAACGCUUCCCAUAACGAUAGGCUACCGGGAGGCUUUCAUGACAGGGGUUUGAGGUUUAAUUAUGGCACACUUUUGUUAUAUUAAUAUAAAUGGAUUAAGCAUACAGUAUUUCUGGAAAACAGAUAUACAUCUCAUUUCUAACAUUAGUUUUGUUUCAAUAUUUAACAUCUGUCCCAGCACUAAUAUUUUAGUAUCGGUCAGCUUUACCGGCAGGUUUCACAGACCCCGAUUAGCACAAGUCUUGAACUGCUUUACCUAAAAUAACAUUAGUUAGUUCAAGAUUAGUGAUAAUCGGGCUCUGUGAAAGCAGCCACCAGUGUAAUAAAUAUCACAGAGGAGCAAGCUCUGAAGUGUCAUCAACUUAGUGUCAUGCCACUAAGGAGCUCUCUGCUUUCCAAGUGCAAAUAUUAGAUCAGUACUUGAUAAGGAAAUUUAAUUUGAACCACGUAAUUUUUUUUUUUUUUGUGGGCAAGUUAUUUAAAUUAGCUGGAAUCCUAAUUUCUUUAAAAACAAAUAUCAGAUUACCCAGUUCCAAUUGGAGAUUGUACUAUAUAGUGUAUAAUUUUUUUUGAAUGUAAUGAACUGAACAUUUGAAAAAAAUAAUCAAUAAAAAAAUCUAUAAUCCUUGUUUUGUAGUCUUUUAACCUGAAAUAUAAUGACCGUGUCCAGCAAGAAUUUUAGGCAGUGUGCUCCCUUUAAUGUAUUAAACCUCUUUGCAAUGUAUCAAACCUUGAGAACCUAGCUGUUAGUUGGCAGUUUAUAUCAGAAUUUGGCAAUGGCAUUAGAAUGUGUGUUUCCAACUAGUCAGAGAAUGGAUUUCUCAGACUGCAGCUGGGAAGCUAAGACACUCAGUGCUGCAUGUCUUUAAGGAAGGGCAAGUGUUCCGAGAACAUGACUGGGGAAGACCAGGACUGCUGAGGAAUUCCACCUUCUGAAAGCCAUCAUUCUAUACACACAAAACCCCAGCCCUGAAUUCUGCAUUGACCACUGCAAUGCCCGACGACUUAUGCAAGAUGAUUAUAUUUCGGGGUUUGCAAGGUAGCAACAUUUGAAUGACUCGCUAGUUAUGUUUGCAAAGAUUUCGUCAUUAUUAUUAUUAUUAUUAUUAACCUAGCUACAGGAGAGUUGAAGAGAGCUAACUGGUAGUAUACAUUACAUUACCCAGCAUGUCUACAGGAUUCUUGUUGAUGCACAGUGAUUUACAUAACCAGUAUAUUAUGCAAAAUGAUUUGGAUAUUAAUGAAACCGGGUUUGAACAGUUUGAUUGAAUUAGAAAAGUUAUAACCAAAUACAAUGGAUAUUGAUUAUCUGGAUAACUAGCUGGGUAUUUUUCUGUUUUUGUUGUAUUUUAAUGGACUAUUUCAAGAUUUAUUUUCAUAUUUUUUUUUAAAUAGUUCUCAAUAAUUCUGAAUGGAUCUAUGGAUCUGCAGUUCUGUUACUUUACCAUGUAGCAAGUGGAGUCGACAGAGUUAAAGGUCACUUAUCACAUGAUUUCCCAAGUCCAGGAAGUAAAAGCAAGAUAGCAGCCAGUUUAAGCAAUGAGGAAACAUCUCAAUAUUAGAGCAACAGUAAAUAAAAUAAAUAAAGGGAUUUGUUAGACUUUUAAACACAGUAAAUCAAUACACACGUGUCCAGUCCUGCAGUAUGCAAUACCACUUCAGUAUGUCAAAAGAAUUAUGCUAGCCAGUGAAACUAAAUAGUGAAAAUGUAUUUUUAUUUCUGAAUUCCAGAACUCACAAAGACUGUGAAAGAAGGAAUGCAUUUUCAAAGUAAAAAAACCCCAAAAGACAGCAAAUUGGAAUUUAUUACUAAACAUUGAAAAGCAUUAGCGCUCCAGUAAAUUCUGCGCAGCUCCAUGCAGGUAACUAGUAUACUAAUGCUUUAUAAAUAAGUGUGGUUAACUAGUGCACAAGGUGUGUUGUAAUUGCAAUGAUUGAGUGACAGUGUUAUUAACAUGCAAAUGAGAUUUUGUGUUCCAGCUUUGUCUCCAUCCUAGUGUAUUUGCAUGCUAACCAAGUAGAAGAUAUUAAAGGUCAUUUGCAUGCAGCAGACAGAAGAUGAACUAAACUCCCUCCAUGCCUCCUCCUCUUCCUCUAUCUCUCCCUAUGGUAUGUGCCAUUAAACCUCAUUUACUAACCUGAACUUUCUCUCCUGAGUGCAGCAGGGCUGGGGACAGGCCCUAAAUAAGCAACAGGUUCCUGUUGACAAGAUGCCUCCUUCUUUUACUUGUUGUUUUCCAUAUUUUAGGUGCAGUUCAACAAAAGUUCCAAUAAAACUGUCUGCUGUAUCCUUAUCUACUGUAGCAAAGCUGAGCCUGUUGAAAACAACGAUAUGGGUCGUGGUCAUAAAACUCUUUAAGACAGACACUCAUGGGCACACCAGCAUCUAAAGGGUUAAAGCCUGAUAUGCAAGAGACUGCUGUUUAAUUUAUGUAUUUAUUUCAUUAUUUUUUGUCUUCAAUUAAGUACCUGUUGUGCCCAUGUUCUUCCUUUCCAAAGAUGUGGAGUAGAAGAUUACACAUAGAGAUACAGCGAUCCAGGGGCAACCAAAACUCACAGAUCUGCUUUCUAUGAGGAAAAAUAUAUAUUUAUGUACUGCUGUGGAGACAAACAAGCAUGUGGAGCACACAGAAAGGGUUCAAGUGUUUUCUGCAGAGUUACAUGUGGGAUUGCACAGCUACAGUACCACCCAACACUCCUCUAACAACUAGAAAUAAUCUCCCUCUAACAAAUGCUUAACAUUUUUUUACUUGGCGUCUCUAAGGUGCUUCAUCGUCAU
Molecule: messenger RNA, 10913 nt
Organism: Polyodon spathula (Mississippi paddlefish)
Lineage: Eukaryota; Metazoa; Chordata; Actinopteri; Acipenseriformes; Polyodontidae
Product: leucine-rich repeat flightless-interacting protein 2-like
Exons: 22
Coding region: 612-6302 (1896 amino acids)
Biological process (GO): regulation of transcription by RNA polymerase II
Molecular function (GO): DNA-binding transcription factor activity, RNA polymerase II-specific; RNA polymerase II cis-regulatory region sequence-specific DNA binding
Source: RefSeq, a predicted model, not a curated record